AUGUGCCCACACGUUUGCCAGUGUGGCAACUUGCAGUCGACAACGACGACAUCGCAACCUCAAUCACAAAAGCUUCACCUUUCAGCAGAUCACAAUGAUGCCACAGACGAAUGGAUUUCGUCGAUGCGCCAAGCAUUCACUGCGACUUGCACAACAGAUCAAAGCAACAACAAUGGCUUCCUCCACGCCUCAACUUCGAUUGGCACAUCCUAUCCAUCAAGCUCAGCUCUUCAGCUGGAAAACCUUGAUAAAGCUCCCUCGCCAUACAAGAGCCUCGAGAACAAUGCCUCGCCCCUUUCCGCUUGGCUGCCACAGAACGAGACCCUCGAUGGGCUCUGCGGUUCCUCAGCAUUUGUCGACAUCGAUGGCUCGCCUAUUGGUAUGGCCAUUGAUCUCGACAUGCAAGCCAGCGACGCUGGCCUCUUUCUCUACGGUAACGACUCCCCGUUGACACCAAUGGUCGAAAGGCAAGACUCUCUGCCAACACCUGGCUUGGAUCAUUCGCCAUCUAGUGUGCCAGCUCACGACCCGAGCUUUUCAUACGCAGCGUCUGCUGGGAUGGCCAUGUCUGCCCACGCCGGUUCUUCGGUAGGAUCGACACCGUCGGUUCCAGCAACACCCACAAGUUUUGCAAUGCUUGAGCUCGACCCUUCGUUUCAGCCUAUGAUGCAACGCUCCAAUUCGCAGGCCAAGCAUAGUGAGUGCAACGAGGUCGCAAUCAUGGCUUCCGAAGCCUUAUCGCACGCUUUCGAUUUCACAGCCUUCUCUCAGCCACCAUACCACAGCGCAAACGUUUUAAACACUCAGUCCUCAGCGAGUUGUGCUUGUUCAACUCGGCUUACGCAAGCAUCUACUUCGAUCGCUCCUUUGCCUAUGCCAAUGCAAGUUGCUGUGCCAGCUCCUGGCGGGCUCGAUCCAGAGGUGUUACCAGUAGAAUUCCUCUAUGAGCCCUUUGAUGACCAGACUGGUCUUCCGCAGCAGCAGCAACAGAUUAUCGCGGCUUACCGCGACUGGUCUGAGCUGAUCAACUCGAACUCAUGGACACCACCGGUGGCCACUGCGACUGCAACACGCUUCGAGCCUUACCAAAACCGCUCGAUUGCGUCCACUGCAUCCAGCACCUCACCGAGCUUCUUCUCCCUUGGCUCACCCGCUCUGUCGGCCCACGGACUGUCAGGCGCUGAGCCUUCCGGGCCUCGUCGACGCUCGCUCACUGUAGGAAGCCUUCCUGGCAUGCCUUCAAGCUCGGUCGAUAGUGUGGGUAUGUUGGGUGUCAGCCGUCCUCAGACGCCUGGAGCUCAGCAAGCAUCCCUACCAUCUUCACCUAGGCUGGGAUCGACCAAGAAGUUUAGCUCGGUGCCAUGUCGACGUUCACGACCCUCCACUCCCGCCCUUUCGGCUAUGUUUGCACAAGACUCAGUGGAGAUGGCAAGCUUGAAGGAGAGGCGAAUGGCUUCGCAUGCUUCCAGAGCUAAGGUAAGCGGUUCUCAGAGGAGUCCUCUCGCUGGUCUCUUUGCCGCUCAAGAUUUGCUACUCGUCGGCAACGAGAUCGGCGCGGGUGGUUCAGAGCCCUCUCCGACAGUGUCUGAGCUCUCGUUGGGCCUGAGCACACCGACCAGCUUGACUUUCUCUCCACCGUGUACGCCUCUGGGUGCUAGCUUUGCUGGUCUCAAGGUCGCUGCUGAUGCAGACUCGGAAGAAGUCAACGCAGAGGGUACGGUAGUCAAAGCCAAAAUCGCCCUCCACCACCAUCGAACAAAGCUGCAACGCAACGUCCUCAACGAGAUUGUUACCUCGCUUCAAGGCGCCUACAAACACUGUCGACGCCAAUGCCCUGAGCCCUCUUCCCUCUACGAUCGAACCCCCGCGACAGAGCUCAACCAGCUUCAGCUCGAAGAACAAGAUCCGUUGGGCUUAUAUUCAUGGAUGACAACCGACAAGGAACCCACUUGGUGCACCAGUGGAGUCGUCGUAGCAGGCGAGACGAAAGAGAUGAGGAAGAACCGUCAGAAAGCCGAAUCCAAAAUGCGCAUGCGUCGUAAAGAGAUUGCACAAUUCGCCGCUCUCACCACCUAUGCUCGACUUGCUCAUUCCCAUCUCGCUGUUGCUAGCGCUGAUGCACAAGAAGCUGAUGUCGUGGGCAGAUCACUGGCUCAGGUGUUUAUGGAACACAAAGAAGCAUGGUCAACCUUGAUCGCGCUGGAGAAAAGACUCUUUCAUACGGUACGAGUGCAACUUGGACUCCAAGAGUUGGUCGUACGAAGGCUGACUGAAGCACUCUCCCAACUCACUUCUGCUUCUUGA
Messenger RNA from Ustilago hordei, 2304 nucleotides. RefSeq lists its product as uncharacterized. Lineage: Eukaryota; Fungi; Basidiomycota; Ustilaginomycetes; Ustilaginales; Ustilaginaceae. Bases 1 to 2304 code for a protein of 767 amino acids. The record is from RefSeq and is a predicted model, not a curated record. The transcript has a single exon.